Molecule: messenger RNA, 606 nt
Organism: Arachis ipaensis
Lineage: Eukaryota; Viridiplantae; Streptophyta; Magnoliopsida; Fabales; Fabaceae
Source: RefSeq, a predicted model, not a curated record
AUGGCAACUGACUGGCAUGUCAUGACAUAUGCACAUUGCAUAAAACCAGUUCCUAGUGAGGAGUUCUGGACUGUCACUAACCAAUUUAGGCCUGCUCCACCACCCAUCAAGCGACCUAUUGGGAGGCCAAAGGUCCACAGCCGCAACAAGGACCCAGCUGAGGCUCAUAUUCAGGGAGACAAGUUGAAGAGAAGCUUUCAAGAUCUAAACCAAUCUCAAGGUGAAAACUAUGCUGAAACUAGUGCUGUGCAAGAACAAUCUGCUCCAGCAUCAUCAGGGCUUACACCAUUAGCUGCACCAAUGUUCCAUCAAGUACCUGCAGCAACACUACCUGCUCCUCCAGUCCAAACUCUAUUCAGGCCUCCAGCCCAGUUGCCAAGAAUGGACCAACCCAGAACCCGAGCUGCUGCCUCUAAAUUCAGAGCCAAACAAACAAUUGUCAGGCUCCCAACAAGUUCAAAUCCAACACCUGCUGGAACACCAAAUCCACCACAAACUCAAAGCACAACCACCAGUGGUGUACCAUCUAAAGAGACAUUGAAAGCAGCUAGCAGUGGCACUACAAGGAUUUCUAGGUUCAUCCCUACUCCUGGAUCCAAGCAUUAG